UUCCUGUGCUGGGAGAAGAUGGUGGUCACAGCUGGCAGCAGCAGCAGCGGCGGUGGCGGCGGAGGGGAGAGGAGGAGCCGGCCGCUCUGAGCGCUCCGUGCACGGGCCGGGAGGAGAGACACCCCGGGACCCCCCACCAGCCGGGAGCGCGCCCCCCCCUCCCCCACCCCGGAGAGGUCACCAUGAGUGAAAGUGCCAAGGAGUGUCGGGUGGCGCACAACCCCAACCUCGGGGAAAUCAUGAGGGUGAAGUCCGAAGUGGGGACCCCAGCUGAAGAGCGGACUUAUAGCCAGCAAUGCUCUGCCGGCUCCAAAUCUCGCUGCAUGGACCCGGAACCCAAGAGAUUAAAAGAGAAGCGGGGGACUGCAGUGACCAAGAGUCUCCAGCAGGUGGACUUUUGGUUCUGUGAGACCUGCCAGGAGUACUUUGUAGACGAAUGUCCCAGCCAUGGACCCCCUAUCUUGGUGCCAGAUACGCCAGUCUCUAUUGGAACCCCCGAUCGGGCAGCGCUGACGGCACCGCGCGGGAUUGAGGUGGUAAAGGACGGCAGCGGGGAGAGCGAAGUGCGCUGCAUCAACGAGGUCAUCCCCAGAGGUCACGUCUACGGACCGUACGAAGGGCAGAUCUCUCUGCAGGACAAAUCAUCGGGCUUCUUCUCCUGGCUGGUGGUGGAUAAUAACAACCGAUAUAAAUCCAUCGAUGGAACAAAUGAAGCCACUUCCAACUGGAUGAGGUACGUGGUGAUAUCACGAGAAGAGAGCGAGCAAAACCUGAUGGCCUUCCAGCACAGCGAAAAGAUCUACUUCCGAGCGUGUCGGGACAUCCAGCCCGGAGAGAAGCUGAGAGUCUGGUACAGCAAUGAAUACAUGAAGAGACUCCACAGCAUGUCCCAAGAGACAAUCAUCCGCAACCUCACUAGAGGAGAAAGAGGUUUGUUAAGGGAAAACAAUGACAGACUCUUGAAAACCCAAGAAGACCUGAAAGGCCCACUUACUGCCCUUAAACAAGGGAAAAGCCUCUACAAGCGCAGCUCUGAGGAGGGGGACUUGAACCCUCACGCCAAGAAGAAAAAAAUAGACCUCAUCUUCAAAGAUGUCCUGGAGGCUUCACUGGAGUCUGCCAAAAUGGAGGAGCAUUCUCCGACGACCAGCACCCCGAAACUAGGGAAAAAUGUCCCCAAAUAUCAAUUAGAGGACCAUGAGGAUAAAUGUAAAGCCAACCAAAAGUGUUCUCCCGCCCAUAACCAAACCAGAACAUUGAUGGAGUGGAAGGUGCCUCAUUGUUCCAACCAAGUCUUAGACAGGGAGAUCGGCCUUCAGGAGGAUGAAGUAGAAGAUCAUUCCUCCAUAAAAAUAGAGAGUCCCGAUGAAUUUUCUGCCCUUGGAGACACCAAGGAGAUUCCCACCACCUCUUUCUGCCCCAACUGUAUUAAGUUAAAGAAGAAGAUCAGAGAGCUUCAGGCUGAGGUGGAGAUGCUAAGGUCUGCAAAGGUUCCUGAAGUUCCACAGUUCUUGCCUCAGAAAAUCGAGGUGCCGGAAUAUUCAGAUACCUCAGCCCCAGAGAACAUGUCCAUUGCUCCCACCAUGAUGGAGGACGAUGAACAGGAGGUGGACUCUGCUGACGAAUCAGUUUCCAACGAGAUGCUGGCGGUAACUGAUGAGCCUUCCAAGAUGUCAGUUGCCUCGGGCAGAAGAAUUCGCCGGUUCAAGCAAGAGUGGCUCAAAAAGUUUUGGUUUUUGAGGUACUCGUCAACGUUGAACGAGAUGUGGUGUCACGUUUGCAGGCAAUACACGGUUCAGUCCUCUAGGACUUCAGCCUUUAUUAUUGGUUCAAAACAGUUUAAGAUUCACACUAUAAAGCUUCACAGCCAAAGUAACCUCCACAAGAAAUGCUUGCAGCUCUAUAAGCUCAGGAUGCACCCAGAAAAGACUGAGGAGAUGUGUCGAAACAUGACUCUUCUCUUCAACACCGCAUACCACUUGGCUAUGGAAGGCAGGCCCUAUUAUGACUUCCGACCUCUAGCGGAACUACUGAGAAAGUGUGAACUUCGUGUGGUUGACCAGUACAUGAAUGAAGGCGAUUGUCAAAUCCUGAUCCAUCACAUUGCCAGAGCACUUCGAGAAGACUUAAUAGAGCGUAUUCGACAAUCUCCUUUUUUAAGCAUCAUCUUGGAUGGGCAGAGCGAAGACCUUCUUGCCGAUACUGUAGCAGUCUAUGUCCAAUAUACGAGCAAUGAUGGACCCCCUGCGACAGAGUUUCUGUCUCUUCAGGAGUUGGCCUUGCCUACGACUGAGAGUUACCUCCAAGGAAUCGACAGGGCUUUCUCUGCCCUUGGGAUCAGACUGCAGGAUGAGAGGCCAUCUGUUGGGUUGGGCAUUGAUGGCGUCAACAUAACAGCUGGACUUAGAGCGAAUUUGUACAUGACAAUCAGGAAAACCUUGCCUUGGUUACUGUGUUUACCUUUUAUGGUACACAAACCUCACUUAGAAAUCUUGGAUGCAAUUAGUGGAAAAGAACUUCCAUGUCUAGAAGAAUUAGAAAACAAUCUAAAACAGUUGCUUAGCUUCUACCGGUACUCCCCCCGUCUGAUGUGCGAGCUUCGACUCACAGCUGCAACCCUGUGUGAGGAGACGGAAUUUUUGGGUGACAUCCGGGCAGUGAAGUGGAUAAUCGGCGAGCAAAACGUGUUGAACGCUUUGAUUAAGGACUACUUAGAAGUAGUAGCCCAUUUGAAAGAUGUCAGUGGGCAGACGCAAAGGGCGGACGCCUCUGCAAUAGCAUUGGCCCUCCUUCAGUUCCUCAUGGAUUAUCAGUCAAUUAAGCUUAUCUACUUCCUGUUGGAUGUGAUCGCAGUCUUGUCCCGCCUUGCUUAUGUCUUCCAAGGAGAAUAUCUAUUGGUGUCCCAGGUGGACGAAAAAAUAGAGGAAGCUAUUCAAGAAAUUAGCCGACUGGCAGACUCUCCCGGAGAAUAUCUUCAAGAGUUUGAAGAGAACUUUCGGGAGAGCUUCAAUGGCAUCUCCUUAAAAAACUUGCGUGUGGCCGAAGCUAAAUUUCAGUCCAUCCGUGAGAAGAUCUGCCAGAAGACUCAACUCACCCUGGCCCAAAGAUUCGAUUCCCGUACUCGGAUGUUCGUUAAAGCUUGCCAGGUUUUCGAUUUGUCUUUUUGGCCGAGGAAUACGGAGGAGCUUCUAACCUACGGCGAGGAGGACAUGCUACAAAUCUACGAACACCUGGGUAGCGUCCCUUCCUUUAUUUCCGACGUUUGCAGGGAAGCGGCCGACUCCAGGGGCAGCUUGUUGAUGGAGUGGCGAGAGCUCAAAGCAGACUACUGUACCAAAAACGGUUUCAAGGACUUGAUCAGCCAUAUCUGCAAGUACAAGCAACGGUUUAUCCUCUUAAACAAGAUCGUUCAGAUCUUGAAGGUCCUUCCCACGUCGACGGCUUGCUGCGAGAAAGGACGCAACGCACUUCAAAGGCUACGCAAAAACAAUCGUUCGCGGUUGACGUUGGAUCAGCUGAGCGAUCUCUUAACCGUAGCGGUAAACGGGCCGCACAUCGGCAGUUUUGAUGCCAAAAGAGCUUUGGACAGCUGGUUUGAGGAGAAAUCGGGCAACAGCUACUCGCUAUCUGCCGAUAUGCUUAGCAAGAUGUCCUCUCUUGACCAGAAGCCAAUGCUUCACUCUAUGGAACAUGGAUCAGAGUAUUACCAAGACAUUUAGGAUUCGGCGAGUCUGAAGCUGUCGGAUGUUUUUUUUUUUUUUUUAAAUCUAUACUCAAGUUUUGGUAUAUUAUAAGAAAAAUAUAAAAAUAAAUAUAUAUAUAUUAUAUAUAUUAAUAGAAAAAAUCCCACUAAAUAUUUACAAGUGACUGAGCCUUUUUUUUUUUUUUUUGGAAACCUCACAAAAGGUAACAGAUUUAUUAUUUUAUGGCAGCUGGGAUUAAGGAGCAUGGAUUCCUUACAGCCAGAAUAGGAUGAACCCCUCAUUUUCCAGACCUCCUCUCCCCCCAAAGCAUGUAUAAGUCAAGCAGGUACUUUUUUCUUUUUUUUUUUUUUUUUUUCUUUCAUUUUUCUUUUUUAGGCCAGAAAAAAAAAACAUGUUUUGGGACCUAUGCGAAAACUCCCAAUAACCAGUGCGGAUUUUUAUUAUUUAAUCUUUGUUUUUCUAAUUUGUAUUAUCGCUCUUAAAUCAUUUUAUGUUUAAAAAAAAAAAAAUGUAUGAACAAUAUCAAUUUUAAGCUAAGAUUCACAGAAUAAGGUAACUUUUUAUUAUUUUUUUUUUUCACUGCCUCUCAAUCCAGGGUACACUGAGGUGCAUUGGGGCGCAGCUACGCUUUUUUCUGUCAUUCUACUUAUACAUGGUAACACUUAGCGCCUGCGCCUACGCAAUCAAGCACAAUUAUUGGCGGGUAUCCAACACUGUGGUGCAGGUCACACAAACGUUUUUUCUUACGAUAAGGGCUCAUUUACAUUUGCUUCGACUUUACCACUUCAAUAUGCUUUUUAUGCUUCCACUUUACCACUUCAAUAUGCCUUUUUACCACUUCAAUAUGCUUUUUUACCACUUUUUUGAUUUGUUUUUGAUGCUUCAGUGAUGCUUUGUUGACGCUUUAAGCUUGGCAAAUGCACCGUGUCUGUUGAUUUUCUGUUUGUUUUUUAUAGGGACCCAGCAGAACCCCCCAGCUCAGUAAUACCCCCACUCAGCAGAUCCCCAGCUCAUCGGUACCAUCGUUCAGCAGAUCCCCAGUCUAUUAGUACACGUAUUCAUGCGAUACCCUGCUCAGUAGUACCCCCCAGCUUUGCGGAUGCCUCACUUAGUAGUACCCCCAGCUCUGCUGAUGCCCCUCUCAUUAGUACCCCAGCUCAUCCUCAUCUAAUUGGUACCCUCGUUCAGCAGAUCCCCAGCCUAUUGGUACCCUUAUUCAGGAGAUCCCCCCCACUUAGUAGUAUAGCCAGCUUUGCUGAUGCCCCGCUUAUUCAUUUCCCCCAGCUCUGCUGUUGCCCCUCUUGUUAGUACCCCCAGCUCACCCCCCAUCUUAUUGGUACCCUCAUUCAGCAGAUUCCCAGCCUAUUGGUACUCUCAUUUAGGAAAUCCCCUACUUAGCAGUACCCCCAGCUUUGCUCAUGCCCCACUUGGCAGUAACCCCAGCUCUGCUGAUGCCCCGCUCAUUAGUAACCCCCAGCUCUGCUGAUGCCCCACUCAUCCCCAUCUCAUUGGUAUCCUUGUUCAGCAGAUCCCCAGCCUAUUAGUACCCUCAUUCAGGACAACCCCCUUUUAGUAGUACCCCCAGCUUUGCUGAUGCCCCACUUAGUAGUAACCCACAGCUCUGCUGAUGCCCUGCUCAUUAGUAACCCCCAGCUCUGCUGUUACCCCACUCAUUAGUACCCCCAGCUCAUCCCCAUCUCAUUGGUAACCUCAUUCAGCAGAUCCCCAGCCUAUUAGUACCCUCAUUCAGGAUAUCCUCCUUUUAGUAGUACCCCAAGCUCUGCUGAUGCCCCACUGAUUAGUAACCCCCAGCUCUGCUGAUGUCCUGCUCAUUAGUACCCCCAACUCAUCCCCAUCUCAUUGGUACCCUCGUUCAGCAGAUUCCCAGCCUAUUGGUACCCUCAUUCAGCAGAUCCCCCACUUAGUAGUACUCCCAGCUUUGCUGAUGCCCCACUUAGUAGUACCCCCAGCUCUGCUGAUGCCCUGCUCAUUAGUAACCUCCAGCUUUGCUGAUGCCCUGCUUAUUAGUACCCCUAGCUGAUUCCCCAUCUCAUUGGUACCUUCGUUAAGCAGAUCCCCAUCCUAUUAGUACCCUCAUUCAGCAGAUCCCCUUCUCAGUAGUACCCCCAACUCUGCUGAUGCCCCACUUAGUAGUACCCCCAGCUCUGCUGAUCCCUCCUUUAGUAGUAACCCUUAGCCCUGCUGAUCCCCCACCUCUGCUAAUCCUCUGGUUUGCUGAUCCACCUCUUUCUCUAGUCCCCAUUCACCUCCCGCUAUAUUGCUCCCACACUGCGCACAACACUUGUGACAUUGCUAGUUUAUCCUGCUCUUGUCUACCAGCUCUGCUGAUCCUCCUGUCCCCACUCAUCUUCUGCUAUAGGCCCCGUACACACGACCGAGGAACUCGACGUGCCAAACACAUCGAG
This is a messenger RNA of Rana temporaria (common frog), 6130 nucleotides long. It is a transcript of the gene PRDM11, whose product is annotated as PR/SET domain 11. The transcript has 8 exons. Bases 183 to 3719 code for a protein of 1178 amino acids. Lineage: Eukaryota; Metazoa; Chordata; Amphibia; Anura; Ranidae. Gene Ontology annotation, molecular function: protein binding. The record is from RefSeq and is a predicted model, not a curated record.